Procambarus clarkii (red swamp crayfish) is the source of this 1482-nucleotide messenger RNA. The record is from RefSeq and is a predicted model, not a curated record. Lineage: Eukaryota; Metazoa; Arthropoda; Malacostraca; Decapoda; Cambaridae.
AUGCUGUACCGGGUCAUGCUGUACCGUGUUAUGCUGUAUUGUGUCAUGCUGUACCGUGUUAUGCUGUAUUGUGUCAUGCUGUACCGUGUCAUGCUGUCCCGUGUCAUGCUAUACCGUGUCAUGCUGUACCGUGUCAUGCUGUCCCGUGUCAUGCUAUACCGUGUCAUGCUGUACCGUGUUAUGCUGUCCCGUGUCAUGCUGUCCCGUGUCAUGCUGUACCGUGUUAUGCUGUCCCGUGUCAUGCUGUACCGUGUCAUGCUGUACCGGGUCAUGCUAUACCGUGUCAUGCUGUACCGUGUUAUGCUGUCCCGUGUCAUGCUGUCCCGUGUCAUGCUGUACCGUGUUAUGCUGUAUUGUGUCAUGCUGUACCGUGUCAUGCUGUCCCGUGUCAUGCUGUACCGGGUCAUGCUGUACCGUGUUAUGCUGUAUUGUGUCAUGCUGUACCGUGUUAUGCUGUAUUAUGUCAUGCUGUACCGUGUCAUGCUGUCCCGUGUCAUGCUGUACCGUGUCAUGCUGUCCCGUGUCAUGCUAUACCGUGUCAUGCUGUACCGUAUCAUGCUGUCCCGUGUCAUGCUAUACCGUGUCAUGCUGUACCGUGUUAUGCUGUCCCGUGUCAUGCUGUCCCGUGUCAUGCUGUACCGUGUUAUGCUGUAUUGUGUCAUGCUGUACCGUGUCAUGCUGUCCCGUGUCAUGCUGUACCGGGUCAUGCUGUACCGUGUCAUGCUGUACCGUGUCAUGCUGUACCGGGUCAUGCUGUACCGUGUCAUGCUGUACCGUGUCAUGCUGUCCCGUGUCAUGCUGUACCGUGUCAUGCUGUACCGUGUUAUGCUGUCCCGUGUCAUGCUGUCCCGUGUCAUGCUGUACCGUGUUAUGCUGUAUUGUGUCAUGCUGUACCGUGUCAUGCUGUACCGUGUAAUGCUGUACCGUGUCAUGCUUGUACCGUGGUCAUGCUGUGUACGUUGCAUGCUGUCCCGUGUCAUGCUGUACCGUGUCAUGCUGUACCGUGUCAUGCUGUCCCGUGUCAUGCUGUACCGUGUCAUGCUGUACCAGGUCAUCCUGUACCGUGUCAUGCUGUACCGUGUCAUGCUGUACCAUGCCGUGCUUACUGCAUCAUGCUGUACCAUGCCGUGCUUACUGCAUCAUGCUGUACCGUGCCAUGCUUACUGCAUCAUGCUGUACCGUGCCAUGCUUAUUACAUCAUGCUGUUCCGAGCCAUGCUUAUUACAUCAUGCUGUACCGUGCCAUGCUUAUUACAUCAUGCUGUACCGUGCCAUGCUUACUGGAUCAUGCUGUACCGUACCAUGCUUACUGCAGCAUGCUGAUACCACUCCGUCUGAAUCUAGCGGAUUAGCAUACAGUGAACGUGGCAGCUUCAACUGUGCUUUCAUUGUUAGUGUGGCUCUGACCUCCAGAAGGAUAGUUCGACACAAGUUACCGCAUAUAGAAAAGAAGUUACCGCUGUUACUUUUAGAAUUUGCUUAA